This is a messenger RNA of Mus caroli (Ryukyu mouse), 1431 nucleotides long. NCBI's taxonomy places the organism in Eukaryota, Metazoa, Chordata, Mammalia, Rodentia, Muridae. The record is from RefSeq and is a predicted model, not a curated record.
CCUGCUCCUGCCCUCUGACCUCACAGCCCCUGCUCCCCAGUCUGUCUCCAGUGCCCACAGCCACAUUUAAGUGCCAUGGACCUACCGCCCUUUGACCUAUGGAAAGACUACUUUAACCUGAGCCAGGUGGUGAUGGAUAUAAUUCAGAGCCGGAAGCAAAGACAGGAGGGUGAGGUAGCUGAGAAGCCCAACUCCAGGCCCCAGGAGAAGAGUGAGCAGGGCCUGGAGGUCUACCUUGGAUGUCUGCCUACCAUAUGCAACUUCUGCAAGCACAACGGGGAGUCUCGUCACGUCUACACCUCACACCAGCUGAAGACGCCUGAAGGGGUGGUUGUGUGUCCCAUCCUGAGGCACUAUGUGUGUCCUCUAUGUGGAGCCACCGGCGACCAGGCUCAUACACUCAAGUAUUGUCCACUCAACAGCAGUCAGCAGUCUCUCUACCGACGCAGUGGACGAAACUCAGCUGGUCGCAGAGUCAAGCGAUAAUUGAGACCCUGUGAAGUACCUGUCACCCACAACCCACACCCUCCUGCUUCUGACCCUAGUCCCCUCUGCUCUGCUCACCCAGCCCGCUGGAGGUCCCUCGAUCUCAACGUUCUCUGUGCCUUCAGGAUCCUGAAACACUGGGAAAUGCUGGCAGCCCAGACUGUGUGUCUCAGACAUUCCUGGUACUGUGAGAACCUUCUCCAUGGACCGUGUGAGUCUUGGUGGUUUCUUUUGGAUUGUGAGGGCCUGGUGAUGACUUCUCGGUUCCUCUCUAAAGAUCCCUGGGGGUAGGGGGCUGCCCUUGGAUUUGCUAUCCUAUAGAGUCCCAGUCAGUGUGCUCUGACAGGCCAGUCUUCAGGACCUGGGGACAGUGCCAGAGACUGAUCCUCGUUGUCACUGCCAAGAAGUGGAUGUCGGUACUGACUAUGAGACCAUCCAUCUUCACCUUUUUCAGCAUCUGCAGACUCAAACUUCUCCAUGGACCAUUCACGUUCAGCUCCUCAGUUCCUUGAAUGUGGCCAUGCCCAUCAGGAAUAAGAGGAAGGUUACAGGAACUAGAGGAGGGUUGGGACCCUCUGGGAAGGCUGCCAGACCUUUGUAACUUCACAGACUGCCUCGGGUGAGCGGAAGCCCACAGAUUUCACUUCAUCACUAACCGCGGUUCACUCUAUUCCUGCCCCCAGCCCCAGUUGUUGAUGGAUCCCUUUCUCCCGGUGGGUGAUUAUCUCUCUUCCACUCAUCCAAUAUUGUUGAGUGUGUUUCAUCAGUGUGUGUCCCAUGGUGAGAAGAGUCUGAGACCUCAUGGGACUGAUGACUGCUUAGAUUUUAAUUUUAGGGUCAGAGAAGAAUGCCAGUUGGGUUUUAUGCUAUCUAGGAGGUUGGCUUGGAAAUGGGAUGAGGGUGGAGGAGGGGUGUCUGCUGCUGAAUAAAGCGUUGUUAGUCUAC